Molecule: messenger RNA, 11547 nt
Organism: Dromiciops gliroides (monito del monte)
Lineage: Eukaryota; Metazoa; Chordata; Mammalia; Microbiotheria; Microbiotheriidae
Product: mucin-2-like
Exons: 8
Coding region: 1-11547 (3848 amino acids)
Source: RefSeq, a predicted model, not a curated record
AUGCCCGGAAAGAGAGAGAGACUUAAAAGUCAACCAGACACAGGGAUGCCAGCUAAAGUAAUGAGGAGUAUCCGGAUUGGUUCGGUCACAACGUGUGCACAGACCCAGACUGGUUUGAUACAACGUGCAGUUCAACAGAUGCAGCUGAUGGUGACUCAGCAGUUCACUGAGAAAAGAUUAAAGACCAUGAUUCUGAAACUUCACGAAGGAGAGACUGGGAACACCAAGCACAUAAAGGAUGAACCCACUGUGCCUGACCUUGGGUCUUUUGGCUCUUAUGACUUACUUCCCGCUGUUCAAGGAAAAGGUGUGCAAUCUACAAAUGACCACAAUGUUCCACAAAUGUCUGGUCAACCUCAAUUCGGUUCAAGAUUAUCAGCUCAAAAGAAAUUUGAGUCUAUCAAAUCACAGCACUUUGGUCAGUCAAAAUUCCAGUUGGAUGUACCCAGUCAGCAAAAGCUGAGUAACCAAAAACUGCAACCAAAGACUCUGGCCAAAAGGAAAAUUUGUCAACAUAAAGCCCAUCCCCAGAUACCUACAAAUGGAAGACUAAGUCAACAACAUAAUUCCCCCCAAAUUAUAUUACAGAAAAGAAUUAAUCAAAGAAAAAUGCAUAAAAAGACAUUUGGUCAAGUACCUAGUCAAGGAAAACAGACUCCACAAAAAUCUUCACAAAGGAAACAAGGUCAAAAAAAACUUCAUUCUCAGAAACCUACACAGAAAACCCUAAACCAACACAAAAAACAGCCCCAGACUUCUGCGCUAUCAAAAGUUUAUCGACUCAAACAUCAGACAAAUGCAAUCUAUCAAAAAAGACCCAGCCAACCAAAGAUUCAUUCAAAUAUAAUUGGUAAGCAAAGACCCAGUCAAGGAAAAUCACAUCGACAAAUCCUUGUGCAAGGAAGUUUUAACCAACACAAAGGUGGCCCACAGAUUGGGACAAAAAGAAGAACCCACAAACACAAAUAUUACCCAAAGAAGUUUGUGAAAGGGAGAACUGAUCAACCAGCACUUCAGCGAAAAAGACCCAAAUUUAAACUACUCAGCCAGCAUGGAUGUCACCCACAGAAUUGUGUGCCAAAAAUACAGAACUCUAUCCAUUUUUCUCCCCCUCAAAUCUUUCCUGACUCAUAUGAUUUUGGUGAAGCUUCAUUGAUGGAGCGGAGCAGUACCUCUCACCAUUAUGAUCCAAAGCCAAGUGUUCAUAAUCAGCCUAAUUCAUAUCAUCCAAGAGGAAAUCCUGAAACCCCUAAGACUAAUGAAACUGCUACCACCCCAUCUUCUGCCACUGAGACUGCUAUUAAUACCGCUGCUGCUGUCACAUCUGCUUCCCCUGUCACAGCAGCUGGAGAUGCUAUACAUUAUAUCCCCACAUCUAACCCCACUAGGCCUCCAGCUAACAUCCCUGAUGCCCUAAGCACAUCUGCUUCUUCUCAUCCAACACCUGGAGAAGCCAUGUUUUCUCUAAUCUCACCUACCCCUUUCAUUCUUCCUGCUUCUAUCUCUACUGAUGCUCUUAACACUGCACCUGCUUCUGGAGUCACUAACUCCUCAUCUGAUCCUUCCAUACUUGCUGCCACCAGAAGGAUCCUUCCUGGCGCCUUACAUGCUGACCCCAGCAUCAUGUCUUCCAGCUCUAAUGAAUCAGCUUCAUCCAACUCAGGGUAUUCUGCUAGAAGAUACACCUCUAAUGUGCUUGCUCCCUCUAACAUCACCUCUGAUGCCUCUGACAUAACAUCUGCAGACACAUCUCUUGCCAUUACCACAGUCUUUACAACUACCACUCCUGGAACCUCAGUAAACUCUGCUGACACUAGUGAUGAUGAUACCACCAACACUAUAUCCGUAUCCGGUGCCUCUACAGAUAGAACUUCAGGUGCCCAAUCAGCUGCCAUCCUUAAUUUAACAAAAUCUGAUGAGUUAAGUAGGACACAGCAGAGACAGGCUGAGUCAAAGAAGAGGCCAAGGGCAUAUUCACCUCAGUCAUUGUCUCCUAGUUCAUCUUCUGCUACAGCAGUUCAUCCAAAUUCUGCAUUUCAACAAAGAAAUAGUCCAUCAAAAUCACUUGAUAAGAAAAGGGUUAAUCAGUCACGACAUGUUCAAAAGCCUGGCCAAAAACAAUCACAGCAAAAUUCCCCUAUAAAACAAACAUCUAGCAAGUCCUUGUCUCCUUCCAAUUUAUCUACUCCAAAAAGGUAUAGCUCCACUCAAUUUCAUUCAGUUCCACUUAAAAAUCAAAAUAGACAGUCAAAAGCUCAGGGGAUUGCACAAAAACAGAGUCAGCAAAAAAACCAGUCAAGACAACAAAAACAGAGAAGCAAACCAGCAAAACAAAAAAGACGUGUCCCACCAAAAGCCCAAACCAAAACAGACCCAAAAGGAGGGUCGACUCUACAAAAACCUCCAAGAAAAACAGUAGCACAAGAGAGAACUCUUCAACAAAAUCCUCAGCCCAAAUCAGCCCCCAGAAAGAAGCCUGUUUCACAAAAUUCUCAGACCACAAAAGCCACCACAAAGAAGUCUGUUCCACAAAAUCCUAAGCCCAAAUCAGCCCCCAGAAAGAAGCCUGUUUCACAAAAUUCUCAGACCACAAAAGCCACCACAAAGAAGUCUGUUCCACAAAAUCCUAAGCCCAAAUCAGCCCCCAGAAAGAAGCCUGUUUCACAAAAUUCUCAGACCACAAAAGCCACCACAAAGAAGUCUGUUCCACAAAAUCCUAAGCCCAAAUCAGCCCCCAAAAAGAAGCCCGUUUCACGAAAUUCUCAGACCACAAAAGCCACCACAAAAAAGUCUGUUCCACAAAAUCCUAAGCCCAAAUCAGCCCCCAGAAAGAAGCCUGUUUCACAAAAUCCUCAGACCACAAAAGCCACCACAAAGAAGUCUGCUCCACAAAAUCCUAAGCCCAAAUCAGCCCCCAGAAAGAAGCCCGUUUCACGAAAUUCUCAGACCACAAAAGCCACCACAAAGAAGUCUGUUCCACAAAAUCCUAAGCCCAAAUCAGUCCCCAGAAAGAAGCCCGUUUCACAAAAUUCUCAGACCACAAAAGCUACCACAAAGAAGUCUGUUCCACAAAAUCCUAAGCCCAAAUCAGCCCCCAGAAAGAAGCCUGUUUCACAAAAUCCUCAGACCACAAAAGCCACCACAAAGAAGUCAGCUCCACAAAAUCCUAAGCCCAAAUCAGCCCCCAGAAAGAAGCCCGUUUCACGAAAUUCUCAGACCACAAAAGCCACCACAAAGAAGUCUGUUCCACAAAAUCCUAAGCCCAAAUCAGUCCCCAGAAAGAAGCCCGUUUCACAAAAUUCUCAGACCACAAAAGCAACCACAAAGAAGCCUGUUCCACAAAAUCCUAAGCCCAAAUCAGCCCCCAGAAAGAAGCCCGUUUCACGAAAUUCUCAGACCACAAAAGCCACCACAAAGAAGUCUGGUCCACAAAAUCCUAAGCCCAAAUCAACCCCUAGAACGAAGCCUGUUUCAAAAAAACCUCAGACCACAAAAGUCACUACAAAGAAGUCUGUUCCACAAAAUCCUAAGCCCAAAUCAGCCCCCAGAAAGAAGAUUGUUACACGAAACCCUCGACCCAAAACAGCAACCAGAAAGAAGCCUGUUUCAAAAAAACCUCAGACCACAAAAGUCACCACAAAGAAGUCUGUUCCACAAAAUAUUAAGCCCAAAUCAACUCCCAGAAAGAAGCCUGUUUCACGAAACCCUCAACCCAGAACAGUCACCAGAAAGAAGCCAGUUACACAAAAACCUAGACCCAAAAGAGUCGUCAGAAAGAAGCCUGUUACACAAAAACCUAAACCCAAAAGAGUCAUCAGAAAGAAGCCUGUUUCACGAAACCCUCAACCCAGAACAGUCACCAGAAAGAAGCCUGUUACACAAAAACCUAGACCCAAAAGAGUCGUCAGAAAGAAGCCUGUUACACAAAAACCUAAACCCAAAAGAGUCAUCAGAAAGAAGCCUAUUACACGAAACCCUCAACCCAGAACAGUCACCAGAAAGAAGCCUGUUACACAAAAACCAAGGCCCAAAAGAGUCGUCAGAAAGAAGCCUGUUACACAAAAACCAAGGCCCAAAAGAGUCGUCAGAAAGAAGCCUGUUACACAAAAACCAAGGCCCAAAAGAGUCGUCAGAAAGAAGCCUGUUACACAAAAACCAAGGCCCAAAAGAGUCGUCAGAAAGAAGCCUGUUAUACAAAAACCUCGACCCAGAAGAGUCAUCAGAAAGAAGCCUGUUACACGAAAACCAAGGCCCAAAAGAGUCGUCAGAAAGAAGCCUGUUACACGAAAACCAAGGCCCAGAAGAGUCAUCAGAAAGAAGCCUGUUACACGAAAACCUAGGCCCAAAACAGCCCCUGGACGUAGGCCUAUUCCAAAGAAACCAUCACCCAAAAGAAGACCCAAACACAGACCUGGUUCACAAAAGCCUCCCAAAAAAGGACCUGGCCAACACCAUUGUGAACCAAAUCCAAAUGUGCACCAUAAGCCUAAGCCAACAACCAAACCUUAUACUGAUACCACCAAACAAACCACCACAACUACCCAAGAACCCACAACCAUCAGCUCUACCAUCAUUAUUAAACCUACUACCACCACUACCACCAAAUAUACUACCCAUAAAAAACCCAUUACUGCUACCCUCAAACCUGCGAAUAUCACCAGUUCAACUACUAUCAAAGCUACUCCCACUAAACCCAAACCCACGACUUCCAUAUCUUCUACCUCAAAGAAAACCAACAUCACCACCAAACCUUCUCAGGUCACCAAAUCUACCACAAAAUCCACUACCACAAAAUCCACUACCACAAAAUCCACUACCACUACAACCACACCUACCACUGUCAUGAAAACCACUAGCACCAAAAAACCUACAUCCAAAACAAGUACCUCUGUAAAAUCUACCACAACUAAAAGGUUUACUUCUACAGCAUCCAGUACCACAACCAGCAAGUCUACCACUAUAAUUAAAUCCAAUAGCACCACUGGUACCAAAUAUACUAGCCAAAAAAUACCCAUUACAACUACUACCAAACCUGCUAAAAUCAUCAGUUCAACUACUAUCAAAUCUACUACCACUAAAUCCAAACCCACUACUUCCAUAUCUUCUACCUCCAAGAAAACCAACAUCACCACCAAACCUUCUCAGGUCACCAAAUCUACCACAAAAUCCACUACCACAAAAUCAACAACCACUACAACCACACCUACCACUGUCAUGAAAACCACUAGCACCACUCCCUCUGUAAAAUCCACCACCACAACUAAAAGUCCUGCUUCUACUGUGUCCACCACCACAAGCAGCAAACCUACGAUCCCAUCUACUACUACCACUGUAUCUGUUGCUCCUACCACGAGAGUUUCAUCCACCCUAACUGACAUUACUCCAGCACCAAUUGUUGCCACAUCUGCUGCCUCUACCACAAGACCUGCUCACACUAGCACCACAGCAGCCACUGUUGCUACAUCAGCAAGGACUACCUCUGCCUCCACCUCAUCUACUACUCCUACAACUCUGGCUACUUCGUCCACUAUACAUGCUGUUAGUAAGGUACCAAGUCCCUUACCACUACCAGAACUGUGGCAACUACCACUUCUGCCACCCCUACCACCACCCCUCUAUCAACCACCUCUGUUACAAGUACCACAUCAGUUACUUCCACCACCCUUACCACUGGAUGCCACUACCACUUCUGCCUCCCUGACCACUAUACCUGCUUCCACAACCAUUACAACCAUUCCUGAUACUUCCCCCCUGGAUACAACUACAUAUGAUUAUUCCACCACCUCUGGUGAAGACACUGACACUACCACUCUGACUGACACCUCCUUCCCUACUGACACCACCAUACCUGAUGUCACUACUUCUAUCCCAACUUCUUCUGCCACCAAGCCCUCAUCAGCUACUUCUACCACUUCUGCAACAUCUGUGACUACAUCUGUGGCUGCUACCACUGAUGCCUCCAGCUCAUCAGCUUCCUCUACCACAGCCUCCUCAAAAACUAUUUCUACCAGUCCUUCCACAACUACUGCUACUUCUAUCACCACUUCCACAAGCCCUACAUCUACAGCUGUUAACAAAUCUGUUUCCUCUACUACAACACCUGUUACCACUGCAUCUUCCUCUACUACCUUAAGCACAACUCAAGGAACCACAUCUCCUGCCACUACCACAACUGUGGCAACUACCACUUCAGCCACCUCUACCACCACCCCUCUAUCAACCACCUCUGUCACAAGUACUACAUCAGUUACUUCCACCACCCUUACCACUGGGUCCACAACUAUUUCUCCUACACCUGCCCCUACCACAAAAGAUGUCACUACCACUUCUGCCUCCCUGACCACUACACCUGCUUCCACAACCAUUACAACCAUUCCUGAUACUUCCCCCCUGGAUACAACUACAUAUGAUGAUUCCACCACCACUGGUGAAGACACUGACACUACCACUCUGACUGACACCUCCUUCCCUACUGCCACCACCAUACCUGAUGUCACUACUUCCAUCCCAACAUCUACUACAGUUAUAUCCAUUGAACAUACAACCCCUGUAUCUUCUACUGCUGCCAUUGCUACCUCUGGGGCCACUUCUGCUGCCACCAAGCCCUCAUCAGCCACUUCUACCACUUCUGCAACAUCUGUGACUACAUCUGUGGCUACCACCACUGGUGCCUCCAGUUCAUCUGCUUCCUCUACCAUAGCCCCCUCAGAAACUACUUCUACUAGACCUUCUACAACUACUGCUACUUCUAUCAUCACUUCCACGAACCCCACAUCUACAUCUGUUAACAAAUCUGUUUCCUCUACUACACCUGUUACCACUGCAUCUUCCUCUACUACAGCUGCUCCCACCACCACAACCUCUGCUACCUUAAACACAAGUCAAGGCACCACAUCUCCUGCCACUACCACAACUGUGGCAACUACCACUUCAGCCACCUCUACGACAACCCCUCUAUCAACCACCUCUGUCACAAGUACCACAUCAGUUACUUCCACCACCCUUACCACUGGGUCCACAACUACUUCUCCUACAUCUACCCCUACCACACAAGAUGCCACUACCACUUCUGCCUCCCUGACCACUACACCUGCUUCCACAACCAUUACAACAAUUCCCGAUACUUCUCCCCUGGAUACAACUACAUAUGAUGAUUCCACCACCUCUGGUGAAGACACUGACACGACCACUCUGACUGACACCUCCUUCCCUACUGAUACCACCAUACCUGAUGUCACUACUUCCACCCCAACUUCUGCUGCCACCAACCCCUCAUCAGCUACUUCUACCACUUCUGCAACAUCUGUGACUACAUCUGUGGCUACUACCACGGGUACCUCCAGCUCAUCUGCUUCUUCUACCACAGCCUCCUCAAAAACGAUUUCUACCAGUCCUUCCACAACUACUGCUACUUCUAUCAUCACUUCCACAAGCCCUACAUCUACAGCUGUUAACAAAUCUGUCUCCUCUACUACAACACCUGUUACCACUGCAUCUUCCUCUACUACAUCUGCUCCCACCACCACCUCUGAUACCUUAAACACAACUCAAGGCACCACAUCUCCUGCCACUACCACAACUGUGGCAACUACCACUUCAGCCACUUCUACUACCAACUCUCUAUCAACCACCUCUGUCACAAGUACCACAUCAGUUACUUCUACCACCCUUACCACUGGGUCCACAACUACUUCUCCUACACCUGCCCCUACCACAAAAGAUGUCACUACCACUUCUGCCUCCCUGACCACUACACCUGCUUCCACAACCAUUACAACCAUUCCUGAUACUUCUCCCCUGGAUACAACUACAUAUGAUGAUUCCACCACCUCUGGUGAAGACACUGACACUACCACUCUGACUGACACCUCCUUCCCUACUGAUACCACCAUACCUGAUGUCACUACUUCCAUCCCAACUUCUUCUGCCACCAAGCCCUCAUCAGCUACCUCUACCACUUCUGCAACAUCUGUUACUACAUCUGUGGCUGCUACCACUGGUGCCUCCAGCUCAUCAGCUUCCUCUACCACAGCCUCCUCAGAAACUACUUCUACUGGCUCUUCCACAACUACUGCUACUUCUAUCAUCACUCCCACAGGCCCCACAUCUACAGCAGUUAACAAAUCUGUUUCCUCUACUACAACACCUGUUAGCACUGCAUCUUCCUCUACUACAGCUGCUCCCACCACCACAACCUUUGCUACCUUAAACACAACUCAAGGCACCACAUCUCCUGCCACUACCACAACUGUGGCAACUACCACUUCAGCCACCUCUACCACCACCCCUCUAUCAACCACCUCUGUUACAAGUACUACAUCUGUUACAUCCACCACCCUUACCACUGGGUCCACAACUACUUCUCCUACACCUGCCCCUACCACAAAAGAUGUCACUACCACUUCUGCCACCCUGACUACUACACCUGCUUCCACAACCGUUACAACCAUUCCUGAUACUUCCCCCCUGGAUACAACUACAUAUGAUGAUUCCACCACCUCUGAUGAAGACACUGACACGACCACUCUGACUGACACCUCCUUCCCUACUGCCACCACCAUACCUGAUGUCACUACUUCCAUCCCAACUUCUGCUGUCACCAAGCCCUCAUCAGCUACUUCUACCACUUCUGCAACAUCUGUGACUACAUCUGUGGCUGCUACCACUGGUGCCUCCAGCUCAUCAGCUUCCUCUACCACAGCCUCCUCAGAAACUACUUCUACUAGCCCUUCCACAACUACUGCUACUUCUAUCAUCACUCCCACAGGCCCCACAUCUAUAGCUGUUAACAAAUCUGUUUCCUCUACUACAACACCUGUUACCACUGCAUCUUCCUCUACUACAUCUGCUCCCACCACCACCUCUGAUACCUUAAACACAACUCAAGGCACCACAUCUCCUGCCACUACCACAACUGUGGCAACUACCACUUCAGCCACCUCUGCUACCAACUCUCUAUCAACCACCUCUGUCACAAGUACCACAUCAGUUACUUCCACCACCCUUACCACAGGGUCCACAACUACUUCUCCUACAUCUACCCCUACCACACAAGAUGCCACUACCACUUCUGCCUCCCUGACCACUACAUCUGCUUCCACUAACACUACUUCUACUGGAACCACCUCUGCUGCCACUAGCACUACCAAUCCUGCCACUACCACAUCUCCUUCCUCUACUACAGUACCUGGGAGCACCACAUCUAUAGCCAGCACAUCUGCCCCAACAACUAUCACAUCUGCUAGCACAUAUGUCAUUAGCACAACUGUCCCGACCACAUCUACAACCACUGAUGCUCCAUCCUCUCCAACUCCUUCUGUCCCUACAUCUUCUGCUAGUGUUACACUUGAUACCUCUACUCCUCCUAACACCUCACCCAUUGUCUCCACAUCUGAUUCGAUCACCCCCACUGACACAACCAUAGUUGAUGAUGUGAUCACCACCAAGGCAUUGGCUACUACUGAUGAAACAACCACUAAUCUUGACACAAGCACACCCGAUGAAACGACCACCACAGUGGUCACAUCUGAGGAAACCACCUCUGUACCCAAAUCAGCCCCCAGAAAGAAGCCUGUUUCACAAAAUUCUCGGAUCAAAGCAGUUGCCACAAAGAAGUUUGUUCCACAAAAUGCUCGGUCCAAAUCAGCUGCCAGAAAGAAGCCUGUUUCACGAAAUCCUCAAACCACAAAAGCCAACAGAAAUAAGUCUGUUCCACAAAAGCCUAAGCCCAAAUCAGCCCCCAGAAAGAAGCCUGUUUCACGAAAUCCUCAAACUAGAAAAACCAACACAAAGAAGUCUGUUCCACAAAACCCUCAGUCUAAAUCAGCUGCCAGAAAGAAGCUUGUUUCACGAAAUUCUCAGACCACAAAAGCCUCCACAAAGAAGUCUAUUCCACAAAAUCCUCAGCCCAAAUCAGCCAGAGGAAAGAAGCCUGUUUCCCAAAACCCCCGACCCAAAACAGGCACCAGAAAGAAGACUGUUUCACGAAACCCACGACCUACAAAAGUCAUCAGAAAGAAGCCUGUUACACGAAAACCUCGACCCAAAACAGUCAUCAGAAAGAAGCCUGUUACACAAAAACCUCGACCCAAAACAGUCAUCAGAAAGAAGCCUGUUACACGAAAACCUCGACCCAGAAGAGUCAUCAGAAAGAAGCCUGUUUCACAAAAACCUAGGCCCAAAACAGCCCCUGGACAUAGGCCUGUUCCAAAGAAACCAUCACCCAAAAGAAGACCCAAACGCAGACCUAGUUCACAGAAGCCUCCCAAAAAAGGACCUGCCCCACAUUCAUCUAAGCCACAGAGACCUGGACAACACCAUUGUGAUCCAAAUCCAAAUGUGCACCAUAAGCCUAAGCCAACAACCAAACCUUAUACUGAUACCACCAAACAAACCACCACAACUACCCAAGAACCCACAACCAUCAGCUCUACCAUCAUUAUUAUACCUACUACCACCACUACCACCAAAUAUACUACCCAUAAAAAACCCAUUACUGCUACCCUCAAACCUGCGAAUAUCACCAGUUCAACUACUAUCAAAGCUACUCCCACUAAACCCAAACCCACGACUUCCAUAUCUUCUACCUCCAAGAAAACCAACAUCACCACCAAACCUUCUCAGGUCACCAAAUCUACCACAAAAUCCACUACCACAAAAUCCACUACCACUACAACUACCACUGUCAGGAAAACCACUAGCACCACUCCCUUUGUAAAAUCCACCACCACAACUAAAAGUCCUGCUUCUACUGUGCCCACCACCACAAGCAGCAAAUCUACGAUCCCAUCUACUACUACCACUGUAUCUGUUGCUACUACGACAUCUCUUGCUCCAACCACGAGAGUUUCAUCCACCCUAACUGACAUUACUCCAGCACCAAUUGUUGCCACAUCUGCUGCCUCUACCACAAGACCUGCCCACACAAGCACCACAGCAGCCACUGUUGCUACAUCAGCAAGGACUACCUCUGCCUCCACCUCAUCUACUACUCCUACAACUCUGGCUACUUCGUCCACUAUACAUGCUGCUAGUAAGGGUACUAUCACAAGCACUAUAUCUACUACCACAAGACCUGCCUCUACCACGACUGCUUCCACUGGCAGCACAUCUACUAUUUCUAACACAACAUCUGCAAGUACCAAGUCCCUUACCACUACCAGAACUGUGGCAACUACCACUUCUGCCACCUCUACCACCACCCCUCUAUCAACCACCUCUGUUACAAGUACCACAUCAGUUAAUUCCACCACCCUUACUAAUAGGUUCACAACUGCCCCGACCACAUCUACAGCCACUGAUGCUCCAUCCUCUCCAAUUCCUUCUGCCCCUACAUCUUCUGUUACUGUUACUCUUGAUACCUCUAAUCCUCCUGACACCUCACCUAUUGCCUCCACAUCUGAUUUGUUCACCCCCACUGACACAACUAUAGUUGAUGAUGUGACCACCACAGAUGUAUGGGCCACUACUGAUGAAAUGACCACUUAUCUAGAUGAAACAAUCACCACAGUGGUCACAGCUGAGGAAACCACCUUGGUAGAAAAUUAG